Messenger RNA from Mobula hypostoma (lesser devil ray), 3739 nucleotides. It is a transcript of the gene clec19a, whose product is annotated as C-type lectin domain containing 19A. NCBI's taxonomy places the organism in Eukaryota, Metazoa, Chordata, Chondrichthyes, Myliobatiformes, Myliobatidae. The transcript is spliced from 5 exons. Gene Ontology annotation, molecular function: signaling receptor activity. The record is from RefSeq and is a predicted model, not a curated record. Bases 23 to 658 code for a protein of 211 amino acids.
AGUCGGUAGGAAUUUGUACUGAAUGAAGUGCGGAGGGUUCGCUGGGUUUGAUCUGCGAGUGGGAGACGGUCCAAGGGCUAUCACAAUGAUUAGCUGGAAUGUAGGGGUAGUCCUGUCUCUUGCGGUAAUUUCAGAAACGGCUGUCCUCCCGACACAAAUUCAAAUUAGCCAAGAAUUGCCUCUUCGUCUGACAGGAGCCAUUCCAGCCUACUCCUGCCCUCUCUUCUGGACGGAAUUCAAUGGAUACUGUUUCCGCUUCUUUCCUGAGACCAAAAACUGGGCUGAAGCUGACCUGUAUUGUGCUGAGUUUUCAAAUGGACUUAGAUCAGCAAAAUUAGCAUCUAUUCAUAGCUGGGAAGAGAACGUGUUUGUUUAUGACUUGGUUAACAGUCGGGUUCCAGGCAUACCUACUGAUAUUUGGAUAGGACUCCAUGACAGAAGAGUGGAAGGCAGUUUUGAGUGGACUGAUGGGACAACAUAUGACUAUAAUUAUUGGGAUGGCAACCAACCAGAUGAUGGGACCCAGCUGAUACAGGAAGAGGAGGAUUGUGUGCAAAUAUGGUUCCGGCAAAACAGUGCUCUGAGAUCCUGGAAUGAUAAUCGUUGCAGCCGUGAAUUUCCAUUCGUUUGUAAAAUACCCUCUCUGGAGAACAACUAACCAGCAUAAGGAGCUUUGGCUGUUUGGAAUUCAUCCUGAAAGUGAUUUCUUUGGAAUCGGCAGCAUUGACUCAAAGACAUUGUAGCCAAUUGGGAGGAACAAUGUUGAGGUUCUGAUCAAAGUGCCACACCAUUAUAACAUCAUUACUGUCUGCUCCAUGUAGCAAAACAGCUUGGUCUAUCGUCUGUUUUUUGACUUAUUUUCAGGCUUCAAUAUAUUGUAAUACUUUUCUUAUGAAAUAGAUUAAAUUGUAUAUGGCUAAACACCAAACAUCAAUAUUCUUAGAAUAACUCUAUUUGAUUUUUGAAUAGUAAGUAAAAUUUGGUUUACACGUAUGUAUUAGUUAGAUAAUUGUCAUUAUCUUAUGUUAGGUCAUUUAGCUACAAACCCACUAAAAUAUGUAUUUGAUUAAAAUUGAAUCAAAACAGCUCAAAUAUACAUGCAUUCAUUUUCACAUGGUAAUUAAAUCCCAACAAACCAGCCACUUGCAUUGACCUAGACACAAAUUCCUCCCUUAUCCUGGAGUAAAUCUAUCCUCUCCUUAGUUAUCCUUUUUGCUUAAUUUAAGUAUAAAAUGCUUUGGGAUUCUCCUUUAUCCUGCUUGCCAAGGAUAUUUCAUGGCUCUUUUUGACAUUCCUAAGUGCCUACUUGAGCUCUUUCUUGCCAUCUUUGUACUCCACAAGGGUCCGUCUGAUUUUAGGAUUCUUUUACGCAUUAUUGCCAACUAAAUUUAGGACCUUCUGGGUCAUUCAAGAUUCACUUACAUCCUGGUCCUUCAUCCUUACCAGAACAUUCAGCCGAUCCUUAAACAAUUCCCACAUGUCAGGUGUGGAUUCCCAGUCAAUGGUCAUUAGCUCUUGUCUUAUCCUGUUGUAAUUUACCUCCCCAAUUUAAUACAUUGCUGAAAGAUCUGAUUUUAUCCUUACUCAUAGCUAUCUUUUUUUUAAAUUUAUUUAUUGAGAUACAGUGCAGAAUCGGCCUUACCAGCCCUUCAAGCCAUCAAUCCCCCAAUUUAAUCCUAGCCUAAUCACAGGACAAUUUAUAAUGAGCAAUUAACCUACCGGUAUGCCUUUGGCCUGUGGGAGGAAACUGGAGCACCCAGGGGAAACCCACGAAGUCACGAGGAGAACAUACAAAUUUCUUACAGACAGCGGCAGGAAUUGAACCCGGGUCACUUGUACUGUAAAGCGUUGUGUUAACCACUACACUAUUGGGCUGCCCAAAACAAAAUGAGUUGUGGUCACUAUUGCAAAAUGUUCAUCCACUAUCAGGUCAAUCAACUGGCCUGGCUCAUUUCCCAAAACUAGAUCCAGUAUGAUUUUUUCCUCUAGUUGGACUCUCUGCAUACUGUUUCAAGAACGUCCCUCAGAUACAUUGCAGAGAUCCCAUCCCAUCUAAGCCUUUUGCCUUUAAAAAGUUCCAAACAAUACUAUGGUAGUUAAAAUCCCCUUCUUUAAUAACCCUGUUGUUCCUGCAGCUUUCCAUAAUCUGCCUACAUAUCUGUUCUUCUAUCUAUAUUGCCAUAUAAUCCCAUCAGAGUAAUUGCACCUUUUUAAAAAUUUUGGAGCGCCACACAAAUUGUCUCUGUGGAUGGGCCCUAGGGUAUGUUUUCUCUAAGUACCAUUUCCUUAUCAGUAGUGCAACGCCGCCCUUUUUUUUUACCCCCUCUCUAUCAUGUCUAAAGUGACAAACCCCUAGAGCAUUGAGCACCAUUCCUGUUCCUCAAGAAACCAGGUCUCUGUAAUGGCAACGCUGUCCUAUUUCCAUGUACUGAUAUUGAAACUUAACUUUAGUACAACAAACAAACAUAACAUUUUCACUUACCAUUCAAACACUAGGUAAAGUAUUUUAAUGGAGAGGGAGGCCGUAUGGAUAUUACCCUUGGGUUCUAAGUAAAAAUCUGGCAAGAACUUUUAUUGGUGAUGGCUGCCAGAUAUUGACAAGCUGUCUAUCUGCCCAAUAGAACAAUCUUAAUCUGUUCCAAAAGAAAAUUCUAGUUUGAUUCACUAUUCCGUUGGAGAAUUAUGUACCAUUGUUUUAAAAAAGACUUUAAUUUUCAGUGUUUUACAAAACAAUGGUAAGCAUAAACAAACAGAAUGAAAAAAGCACUAAGAGUCAUUAAUUAUAUUUACAACAGGUCGUAGACAAUCAUCAACGUAUUGUAUAAUUUUUUGAGAUUAUAUUGACAGCAUUCAUUUGAAAAGUAGACUAUAUAAUUCUUGGCAGUUUUGAAUCAUUUCAUUCUUUAGGAAAAGUGAAAAGCUAUAAUGUUGCUUCAUUACACUGUACUUUUUAAAUGAAGGAUUCAUACACAAGGGUUGUUUUCUAUAAAAGUCAUGACUAUUCAUUUAGAAAUCUUCUGGGUAGACUAACUGAAACACCAUUAACCAACAUGCAGUUCUAAUAAUUUUGAAAGGCAAUAAUAUUUCCAGAAUGCAAGUAAAUUUUAUUAUAGCAAAAAUAUUCAAGCUAAAAAAAAAUUUUUUUAAAUUUAUUAAGCGCAGGACAAAAUGACCAGGGCAUUCUUUCAGUUGACUUAAUAUGCAAUUGCAUAACUGUUAAAAGAACAUAGUAGUGAAAUAAAUUCAGGUUUUUUUGGGCUGAAUUUUUUGUUCCAUUAUAGGUAGCAUCUAUGUACUUUGAGGUAUGUCUGGCCAUGGUCAUCUGUUACAGUUCAAAAUCUACUUCUGUUGUCCAUCCAAAUACAAGCGAAAGGAGAAUCACCCUCCCACCCAUCCCACAGCAGCAACCCCUUUCAGCUGCACUUAUUACUAUUUUGUUGCUAAAGCUUCUGAUCCUAAGUCAUCUGCCCAAGUCCAGCUGCUGAAGGUCCCAAGACUCUUCAAGUACAGUUAAAUAGCUGCCAAGCAGUGUUAUAAAAACUGUGACAAUUGAAAACCAAACAGUUUGUGGGAAUAUUGUUAUAGUGUUAUUUUUAAUUUAUUUUCUAUGACAUGACAUUUUUGUAUAACUCCAUACUUGUAGUUUAUAUGGCUACUGAACAUUGUGAUUUGUAGAUGUUUUACAGUAAUUGAGAUGCGGUGUGUUGUUUAAAAGGCUUCUAUAGCCAUGUGGCCAACA